AUGUAUGAGAUAUACGCUGCCGGGGCUGCGGCGGCGUUCACAGUAGACUGUCUCGUCUACCCUCUGGACACCAUCAAGACCAGAUAUCAGAGCCAAGACUUUGUCAAGACGUAUGCCUCGACAUCAGGAAGCAAAGCGCCCCUCUUCCGGGGCCUCUACCAGGGCAUUGGGAGUGUGGUGCUAGCCACAUUACCGGCAGCCGGGAUAUUCUUCGCCACGUAUGAAAGCAUGAAGAAAACCAUCUCCGGCACUAAUUUGCUCCCUCAGCCGUUUGUGCAUGCCUCAGCCUCGGCCAUUGCAGAGAUGGGCUCAUGCCUUGUCCUCGCACCAGCAGAAGUCAUCAAACAAAAUGCGCAAAUGUUACGGAAGCAAGACAACAGUAGCGACAGUACCAGGCGAUCAACUUCCCUCGAGGCCCUGCGACGAGUCACAAGUUCCGGGGCGCAGAGGCGUCUCUUCUCCGGCUACACAGCCCUUGUCGCGCGCAACCUCCCUUUUACCGCGAUUCAAUUCCCCAUCUUUGAGCAUGUGCGAAAAACAGUCUGGACCUCUCGGUCGCAAGGGAGGGCAGAGGGCAAUGAGCAAGGCCUCGUAGAAACAGCCGUAGUCACGGGGACCAGCGCGGGCGCAGCGGGCGCGUUUGCGGCCUUCAUCACUACGCCGAGCGACGUCGUCAAGACGCGGAUGAUGCUGAGCGCGGGAGAAGCCGGCGAUAACAGCCACAGCAAUUCGUCGCCUUCACAUGUUGAGAAAUCGGUGAGUCCUAGGUCGAAGCCGAAGCGCGGCAGCUUAGAGGUGACGCGGGACGUGUAUCGACGACACGGCGUGCGCGGAUUGUUCCGCGGUGGAGGUUUGCGUGCCGUGUGGACGGCCGUCGGCAGCGGUCUCUACCUAGGCACGUACGAAAUGUCAAAGGUAUGGCUCACUCGGGGCAAGGACGAAUCGGAAGUUGUCGGAGGGCUGUAA
Messenger RNA from Colletotrichum costaricense, 966 nucleotides. RefSeq lists its product as uncharacterized. Bases 1 to 966 code for a protein of 321 amino acids. Lineage: Eukaryota; Fungi; Ascomycota; Sordariomycetes; Glomerellales; Glomerellaceae. Gene Ontology annotation, molecular function: S-adenosyl-L-methionine transmembrane transporter activity. The transcript is spliced from 3 exons. The record is from RefSeq and is a predicted model, not a curated record. Gene Ontology annotation, cellular component: mitochondrial inner membrane.